This is a messenger RNA of Coregonus clupeaformis (lake whitefish), 312 nucleotides long. RefSeq names its product normal mucosa of esophagus-specific gene 1 protein-like. NCBI's taxonomy places the organism in Eukaryota, Metazoa, Chordata, Actinopteri, Salmoniformes, Salmonidae. The record is from RefSeq and is a predicted model, not a curated record. The coding region runs from base 52 to 312 and encodes 86 amino acids. The transcript is spliced from 4 exons.
GAUUUACUAUACAGAAUAAGAAUUGAUACCGAAUGGAAUUUGAAAAGCAAAAUGAAGUCUGGAUUUUUUCAGAUGCUGAGGAAGAGGAAAGAGCUGAUUCCUCUGAUCGACUUCAUGGCGUUGGCUGCAGCAAGAGCCACCUCUGCCUCCCUCUACUUCCUAUUUACAAAGAAUGAUGUCAUUUUAAAUAAAAGUAGAAACCCUGAACCCUGGGAGGGAGUGGACCCAUCUAAACCACAGAAGCUGGUCACUAUCAACCAGAAAUGGAGGCCCAUUGAAGAACUGCAACAGGUGAAGAGUAUGACCAAGUGA